AUGGAAGCGAGUACCUUUGAUCAGGAACGACGUCAAGCAAUCCCCUGGAUCCUUUGGACGAUAUGGAAGAACAGGAACAGCUUGUUAUAUGCGGAGACACAAGAAUCGCAAUCCCUGUUGGUUCAGCGAACGCUAGAAGAAGCAUCUUUAUGGAAUGAACUGAACAAGGCGGAGAGUAGAGGAGGGCAGUUGCAGGCUGAUAUGGGCAUACCAAAGCAAUGGAUACCACUAACACAAGGUAUGAUAAAAUGUAACCUUCAUGCUAGCUGGAGAAGUGAUAAACAGUUCAUAGGAGCAGCUUGGAUUACACGAAAUCAUAGAGGAGGUGUGUGUAUGCACGUAAGAGAUGCCCUUGUACCUACCUCGGACAAAUUGGCGGCUGAAAUGGAAUGCUUAUUGUGGGUACUUAGAGGUCUACGGGAUUUGCGAAUGGAGGAGGCCAGUAUUGGUACUGAAUCUCAACAGUUUGCUGUGAUCGAGUUUGAAGUAGAAUCUAAUAAGGUGGCAAGAAAGAUAUCUACAAGUGUUCUCCGAGAUGGAGGACUGCGUUCGUACCUGGCGAUGGGAGGACCGGCGUGGCUUCAUGAUCUCAUCCAGACUGAGGUUAUUGGUUAA
Molecule: messenger RNA, 615 nt
Organism: Brassica oleracea var. oleracea
Lineage: Eukaryota; Viridiplantae; Streptophyta; Magnoliopsida; Brassicales; Brassicaceae
Exons: 2
Coding region: 1-615 (204 amino acids)
Molecular function (GO): RNA-DNA hybrid ribonuclease activity; nucleic acid binding
Source: RefSeq, a predicted model, not a curated record